Molecule: messenger RNA, 333 nt
Organism: Candida dubliniensis CD36
Lineage: Eukaryota; Fungi; Ascomycota; Pichiomycetes; Serinales; Debaryomycetaceae
Exons: 1
Coding region: 1-333 (110 amino acids)
Source: RefSeq, a predicted model, not a curated record
AUGCCGGUUCCAUUUGAAGGGUUGUUACCAUAUGCUAUAAUGACUGCAUUUUUUGGUUUGGCAGGUCAUGGUGUCCAAUUCAUUAGAUACUGGGAUAAUGGCUGGAAGAAUGAUAGAUACCAUUUGGACGAAUGGGAUGACAAAAUGAUGGCCAGAGAUUUGCUAUUGACUGGGGUCAAACGGGGUCAAAGUAGUGAAGCUGUUGCUCCUGAAUCAUUCAAGACCGCUGAAAAGAUCGAGCAAAGGUACUGGACUCCAUACAGAGACGAAUAUUUCACAUUAAGAGAAAGAUUAUUCAGGGGUUAUGCAUUUGGCGAAUGGGAAUUAUCUUAG